Carcharodon carcharias (great white shark) is the source of this 4239-nucleotide messenger RNA. It is a transcript of the gene lrp3, whose product is annotated as low density lipoprotein receptor-related protein 3. The record is from RefSeq and is a predicted model, not a curated record. Bases 229 to 2811 code for a protein of 860 amino acids. Lineage: Eukaryota; Metazoa; Chordata; Chondrichthyes; Lamniformes; Lamnidae. The transcript has 7 exons. Gene Ontology annotation, molecular function: protein binding. Gene Ontology annotation, cellular component: plasma membrane.
CCGGCGGUCGCCAGUGCGCAGGUUUGUUUGUCGCCAUGUUCCUGUCAGAGCGGCGAGUCUGGGGCAGAGACUCCGGGACCCGGGGCGGAUUUUAAAUUGAGACCGAAGCGGGGAGUGUCCGCACCCGGAGGCGGAGGAAUCCACCCCCUCCGUGACUAUGAGGUGCAGAGAGGCCCAGCGGCCGGAAGGAGAGCGCGGCGGUGAUGUGAGGGGACGGACACGGUGAAGAUGGCGGCGACAGAGAGACGGCGGCGGGAGGCCCGACUCGUGGGAGGCCUGGUCCUGGGCAGCGGUGAGAGAGAGAGAGCGGGAAUCCCGCCCCUGGUCCUGGGCAGCGCUUGUUCGUUCUUUCUGGGAGGAGCAGAAUGUUCCGGAAUGGCCGCCUGUCAUGGAAGGCUGGAGCCUCACAAAGAGCAACGAGGAGUCAUCUACAGCCCCUCCUGGCCCAUAAACUACCCCCCAUCCAUGAACUGCAGCUGGUACAUCCAGGGGGAGUAUGGAGACCUCAUAACCAUAAGCUUUCAGAAUUUUGACCUAGAGAAUUCCCACAAGUGUAUGGUAGACUGGCUGAUGGUUGGUCCAGCCCCAAAGCGAGAGGAGUAUAGAAUGUGUGGCUCAUACAUCCCCCAACCCUUCAUCUCUGCCCGGGAUCACGCUUGGAUCUUCUUCCAUUCUGAUCGCUCCAGCUCAGGGCGCUCUCGUGGAUUCCGAUUGUCCUAUAUCCGAGGGAGACUGGCCCAGAGCAGCUGCAAGUCGGAUGAGUUUCUGUGCGGGAACGGGAAAUGCAUCCUGCGUGCCUGGAGGUGUAACAAGAUGGAUGAAUGUGGGGAUAACUCUGAUGAGCAGGAGUGCCAAGUCCCUCCGACCGUGCCCCAUACAAGCCUAUGUCCAGCUAGAACAUUCCAUUGCCUGGUAGAGGACGCCCCCCAGUGCCUCCCGAUGAAAGUUCAGUGUGAUGGCAGCAUGGACUGUGACAAGGCUACUGAUGAGGAGAACUGCCCUGAUACCAGCUGCGGCAAGAGACUGGAGAACUUCUACGGUUCCUUUGCUUCACCUGACUACUUUCGUUCUGAACGAGACAGGGUGGAGCUGGACUGUAUGUGGGUGGUCGACACACAGGACAGCAGGCACAUUGUGCUGCAGCUGAACCUACAGCUGGGUUACAACGACAAGGUGCACGUCUAUGAUGGGGCGAGCGAGGAGCGGGGCAGGCUGCUCCAGACACUCUCCUUCCGUAACAACCGGCACACCGUCACCAUUGAAUCCUCGCGAGGUCAGAUCACCGUCUCUUACCACACUGAUCCUGGCAGCACGGGUCAUGGCUUUAAUGCCACCUAUCAGGUGAAAGGCUACUGCCUUCCACAGGAGCGUGCAUGCGGUAAUGAUGGGGGCUGCUUCGCCGACACUGAGCGCUGCGAUGGCUGGUGGCACUGUCCGAAUGGCAAGGAUGAGGAGAACUGUGCUGCCUGCCAGAAGGAUGAGUACCCGUGUGGGGGUACUAGCGGCAUGUGCUACCCACUGGCAGACCGCUGCAACAACCAGAAGAACUGCCCGGACGGCUCUGAUGAGAAAAAUUGCUUCUCCUGCCAGCCGGGGAACUUCCACUGCGGCACCAAGAUCUGCAUCUUUGAGCAAUGGCGUUGUGAUGGCCAGGAGGAUUGCCAGGAUGGCAGUGACGAACAGAACUGCCUGGUGGUGGUGCCCAGGAAAGUGAUUACAGCCGCCCUGAUUGGGAGCCUGAUAUGUGGCCUGCUGCUUGUUAUUGCCUUGGGGUGUGCGUUUAAACUGUACUCCCUCCGAACUCGCGAAUACAGAGCUUUUGACACCCCUAUGACUCGGCUGGAGGCGGACUUUGUGCAGCGUGAGGCUCCUCCAUCCUACGGCCAGCUGAUUGCCCAGGGGCUCAUCCCACCCGUCGAUGACUUCCCUGUCUACAACCCCGCUCAGGCCUCUGUCCUGCAGAACAUUCGCACAGCUAUGAGACGCCAAAUUCGUCGCCAUGCCACACGCAGGAUGUCUUCCCGUGGACGCCUCAGCAGGAUUUGGAGCAGGUUCUUCCAGAGACCUAGGGGCUGGGGGCUUAUCCCCUUGCUCACCCCGACCUCUGCCUCGACUGCCUCAUCCUCCCAUCUGGGCCGGAGUGAGAUGGUGCGGAGCUGCCAACAGCAGGAGAGCAGUCGGAGCUAUGUGCAACCUCGAGAAGAGCCUGAAUCAGACACUGACACAGAGACCGAUCGGCAGGUUGGUGAGACCCCAGGGGCAACAACAGAUGGCUUGUCGGCGGUGGCCUUCGAAAACUCGGUGCCAAAAGCGUCCUCGUCCCCCAGCACAGACAGUCAGACGGAGCUGCAGACACCUUGCCUACUACGCUCUUCAAGUUCUGAGGAGACAUGCAUCACUGGCUUUGACUUCCCUCUUAGACGGUCAUCAGGAGACAACUGUGCCAGGGACGUCUGUAACCGUGACCCACUGUCAGGCAGUCCGGAGUGGAGAAUCAGCAGCCGUCGACAGCGUUUUCGCCCAGGCCCUCGCGCCCUGUCCAUGAGGCCUGGUAGCAGCAGGGGCCAGAGCUCUGUUAUGGUGAGUAUAACAGUGCUCGAGAGAAAUCAGGCUAACCAGUCAUCAGAGUCUGACCAUCACCGAGACCCAAGACAGCAGAGUUUGACCUCGGCUCCUCCUGCGUGCAGGAGUCAAUGCUCCAAUUGCCCAGAAACUGUGACUGAAAGACCAUGCUCCCUGUCAGUGCCUCGUCACAAACACUUCUGUGCCGAGACCCCAUCGCCAGACCCUUCUUUCCAGACUCCCUUCUGACAGUCAGACCACAGGAGUGACGACCAGGUUCUGCUCAACUGCUGAGAAAUCCCUUCAUCUGCACAGAGACAUUUUAAAUGGUGAAACCUCUCCAAUAUUUUUAUUGCUACAGUAUUUUUUUAAAACAGUUGUUUCCUUCUUCAAACAACCAUAUAAAAAGGGGAACCACAUAUCAUGAAGCUGCUUUUGAAUGUAAUGCAUUAUAUGUGAGAUAUGUGCUGGAUUCAGCAGAGUCCCCAGUUGGAAGACCAGUUGCAUUUACAAUCACCUGACAUUUGUUGUGUCCACACUAUUAUUUAAAACAUAUAGCCAUUGUAUGGCUUAAUACAUGGCACCAAAUGUAGAUGAGACUUUGAGAUGUCCUAUUUAUACAGCCGAACAGUUAUUCAUGAAGAGUGCCAGUGAAUCCUGUGAAUACGCAGCAGUCCGAUUCCUAACUUGUUCACCGCUGCAGAUCGCAUUUUGGUUUCAGCUUUGUCAUGAGAUAUCUAGGAAAUAUUUGGAGGAUUUAUCAAAAUGUUGAGGUGAUGGUGAUUCUAGGAUUGCAAAGUUCCAGAUAACUUUUCACUGUAAUGAGAUAUUUUAGUCCCUUUUAACAGGCAAGUUUGGCCAGAUUCUGUCUGCAGUGGGAUGGAUUAUUCAAUGUUUUUUUUUAUUCGUUCAUGGGAUGAGAGUGUCGCUGGCUAGGUCAGCACUUAUUGCCCUUGUUAAGAGGGCAUUUAAGAUUCAAGCACAUUGCUGUGGGACUGGAGUCUCACAUGUAGGCCAGACCAGGUAAGGUUGGCAGAUUUCCUUCUCUAAAGGACACAUUAGUGAACCAGAACUACAAUGGUUUAAAGGUCAUCAUCAGACAUUUAAUUCCAGAUUUUUUUAUUGAAUUCAGAUUCUACCAUCUGUCAUGGUGGGAUUCGAACUUGGGUCCCCAGAGCAUUACCCCGGGUCUCUGGGUUACCAGUCUAGUGACAAUACAAUUACACCAUCGCCUCUGCCUUUCACUUUCUGUUUUUCUCAAUCUUUUGUCUGUUUUUUUUCUCCUUAGUCCAUCUAUCUGUUGCAUUGUGCCUCUCUCUUUCUCUUCUGCUUAUGUCUCUUCAUCUGUCUCUCUACUGUUUGUCUCACCUGUGUGCAUAUGUCUGUCUCUGUCCUGUCUCCCUUUCUCUCACAGAAUCUUAACAGCACAGAUGGAGAAUCUUAACAGCCAUUCCACCCGUCGAGUUUUUGCACCGGCUCCCCAAUGAGCAUUGCUUGUCCCAUUCUCUCUCGCCCCCUCUCUUGCCCCUUCUCUCGCUAUCUUUCGCCACCCCCCCUUCUCACCCUCCCCUUUCUCUUUCUCUCCCCUCUCUUCCCCCCUCGGUCUCUCUUCCCCCCUCGGUCUCUCUCCCCGCCUCGGUUUCUCUCCCCCUCUCCCCACUUCCCCACCUCUACCCA